This is a messenger RNA of Trypanosoma rangeli, 378 nucleotides long. RefSeq lists its product as uncharacterized. The transcript has a single exon. The record is from RefSeq and is a predicted model, not a curated record. NCBI's taxonomy places the organism in Eukaryota, Euglenozoa, Kinetoplastea, Trypanosomatida, Trypanosomatidae. Bases 1 to 378 code for a protein of 125 amino acids.
AUGGCCGGAGCAAAUUCGACAGGGCCAUCGACAGCUGAGGAAUUGGCGGAAGAUGAUGGUGGCUUCUUUGGUGCAUUUGCGGAAGAGGCUGCAGGUGGUGUUUCGCGACGCAAGCGCAGUCGUCAAGCUUAUGAGCAGGAGUUAGAGCAGCAUAGGGUGGAAGCGGCGGAAGAUGAGGUGAUUCGGAAGGCACGCGCAGAAGAGGCGCGUAAGCAGAUAGCGGCAAAGGUACUUGCCAGGGCGAGUCCUCGCGAGGUUCAACAGGCAGUCAAGAAGGCAAAGAAGGAAGGUCAACAGAGGUCAGCACAGGUAGAGGGCGGCAAAACCCAGAAAGUUGAAGUCUCUGCGCGGCAAGAAAGACGGAGGAAACAGAAGUAG